Molecule: messenger RNA, 453 nt
Organism: Helianthus annuus (common sunflower)
Lineage: Eukaryota; Viridiplantae; Streptophyta; Magnoliopsida; Asterales; Asteraceae
Exons: 1
Coding region: 1-453 (150 amino acids)
Source: RefSeq, a predicted model, not a curated record
AUGGCUGUUUGGGAAGCGGGUAGUGCUACUAAUCUACAGCUCAUGUGUUGCCCUUUAUGCAAAUAUGAUCGUGACUCUAGAGAUCACCUUUUCUUCCAAUGCUCCUAUGCUUCAGAGGUUUGGGGAUUGGUAAGAAAUAUGGUUGACAUGGUAGGUGUAACGGAUACAUGGAACUCGGUUAUGCAGUGGAUGGAGCUAAAUGCUAAUAAUCGAACUCUGGAUCAUAUUGUUUGCAAUAUUCUGGUAGCGGCUUCCACGUACUUUAUUUGGCAGGAAAGGAACAACCGAUUGUCUUCUCAAGACCAGCGGAAUGCUAGUGUGCUCUCAAAGGUUAUUAUAGAUACAGUGCGUCUCAGAAUUAUGGGAUUCAAGAUUGGUAGAGACCCGAAGCAUAAGAAGAUAUUAGACAGAUGGCUGAUCUCGAAGCAGAGUAUGGAGAUUGAACCAGGCUAA